Molecule: messenger RNA, 3797 nt
Organism: Eruca vesicaria subsp. sativa (arugula)
Lineage: Eukaryota; Viridiplantae; Streptophyta; Magnoliopsida; Brassicales; Brassicaceae
Source: the annotation of a GenBank genome assembly
AUAAUAAAAGAGAGAGAGAGAGAGGAGGUGCCAGCAGAUUGCAGAAAAACGCCAUUAACGAUUUACACAGCUGUGCGAAUCCGAUUAAUCCAGAGAGGGAGAGGGAGAGGGAGAGGGAGAGGGAGAGGCGUAAAAUAUCUGGAUCUUCUUCUCCUUCUUCUUCCUCAAUCCUCAUUCAGAUUCUCUUCUCGGAGCUGCCUUUAUUUGGCCUAUUCUUCAUCCUCUGACGAGGUGUGUUUGUGUGUGUAAGUAAUUUGUGAAAAUAAAACAAAAGAAGAUUGGGGUCGUCGUCACUGCACAUGGAGCAGGUCCAACGUUAUACAGAAGCAGCGGCUGUGUCAUCUUCUUAACCCCUCCUUCCUUAGGUAUGACGAUGACUACGGAAGCCGAUCAGAUGCAAGGACCAAGCGGUGGCGGCGGCUCUGAAGAAAAGAUUUUUGUUUCUGUUCGUCUCCGACCUUUAAAUGACAAGGAAAUGUUAAGGAAUGAUUCCCCAGACUGGGAGUGCAUCAACAAUACAACCAUCAUGUACAAGAGCCAUCUUUCCAUCUCUGACCGUUCCAUGUAUCCUUCUUCUUACUCUUUUGACAGAGUGUUCGGCCCUGAGUGUUGUACCAGGCAAGUCUAUGACCAAGGGGCUAAGGAAGUUGCUUUCUCUGUUGUCACUGGCGUUAAUGCUAGCGUCUUUGCAUACGGGCAAACAAGCAGUGGAAAGACGUACACCAUGAGUGGAAUUACUCACUGCACCUUGGUUGAUAUAUAUGACUACAUUGACAAGCACAAGGAAAGAGAAUUCAUUCUUAAGUUCUCUGCCAUGGAGAUCUAUAAUGAGUCUGUACGAGAUCUCUUAAGUACUGAUAGUAGUCCGCUCAGACUUCUAGAUGAUCCUGAGAAAGGGACAGUUGUUGAGAAACUCACAGAGGAAACUCUGCGAGAUUGGAAUCAUUUCAAGGAGCUCCUAUCUGUUUGUGAAGCUCAACGGCAAAUUGGAGAGACAGCUCUAAAUGAAGUUAGCUCCCGGUCUCAUCAGAUUUUGAGAUUGACAGUUGAAAGCACGGCUCGUGAAUUUUUCACUAACGAUAAAUUUAGUACACUAACAGCAACAGUGAACUUUAUUGAUCUUGCUGGAAGUGAACGUGCAUCUCAAUCAUUAUCAGCCGGCACAAGGCUGAAAGAAGGUUGUCAUAUAAACCGAAGUUUGUUAACGCUGGGAACUGUGAUCCGUAAGCUAAGUAAGGGAAAAACUGGGCACAUUCCAUUCAGAGAUUCAAAACUAACACGCAUACUUCAGUCUUCCUUGGGAGGAAAUGCCAGAACUGCCAUAAUUUGUACCAUGAGUCCUGCAAGAAUCCAUGUUGAGCAAUCUAGAAACACACUGCUAUUUGCGAGCUGUGCAAAGGAGGUGACAACAAAUGCACAAGUCAAUGUUGUCAUGUCUGAUAAAGCUUUAGUAAAACACUUGCAGAGGGAGUUGGCUAAACUGGAAAGUGAGUUGAGAAGCCCUGGUCAGCCUUCGGUUGCCUCUGACACAACUGCGUUACUGACGGAGAAGGACCUCGAGGUUGAAAAGCUUAAGAAAGACGUAUUCCAACUAGCACAAGAGCUAGAACAAGCUCGUUGCGAGAUUGAGGAUCUUCGACGAAUAGUUGGAGAAGGUAAAGAACGACCAAAAGUGACACUGUCAACAGAAUCAGCAGAGGUGCUGGUGGAACAUCAAUACCCGAAGCUGCGGGUGCGCAGUACGUGGGACUCUGAGAAUACAACACCAUUAAGCCCUAUAUCAGCUCACCGUUCCAGUUUGUCUCCACGAUCAUCUGAAUACAGUUAUGACGAGAACGUCUUCCGGCUUUCAGAUUUAAGGAUAGAUUCUGGGUCAAGUAGUCCAUUUCAGCAGCAUGCCUUUGUAACUCCUUUCCCUGAGGUUCCACACGAGGCAGAAGAAACUAAAGACCAAUCCGAAGUUGACACAGAAGAAACGGAAGCUCAACCUCGAAAUGCCUCGACAACAUUAGUUAUUUUUCCUUCUCCAGGCGAAGGUUAUGGUCAGGAGGAACGGGUUAAUGAAAUGGAUAGAGAGACUGAUGGAAAUUCUGAGGAUAACUGCAGGGAAGUUCGAUGCAUUGAAACAGAGAUGUCAGAUGUCACUAGACAUCCAGAGGAAAAUAUUCUGCAGAGCAGUCCAGACAGAUUUGACAUUGUAAAUGCAGAAGAACCAGUAUGUGUGACAGAGCCAAAGAACAUACACUUAUCCAUUGAAGAAGAAGAAGAAGAAGAAGAAGAAGAAGAAGAAGAGCCAGUAUGUGUAACAGAGCCAAAGAACAUACAACCACCAAUUGAAGCUAAAAAGGAAGAGGAAGAAGAAAGAGUAAAGGAAGUCAGUACUCAACCAAAACAAGAAAGCAAACUCCCUCCACGCUGUGAUUUCAAAUCAUCUCCUGAUGAGUUUAGCACAAACAUGUCCAACCUUAGUAGCAACCCGAUGCCUCCAGUACUUAUCACUCCCUCUCCUGAAAAGCCUUUCUCUUGGCUUACGGAGAGAGACUCACGACCGUUCAGAGGCAUGAAACUGACUAGAAGUCGAAGCUGUAGAGCAAGCUCUUCCCCGACUUGGUUUGAGAAAGAUGCUGACACACCGCCAAGUUGGUACGACAAAGAAUUUGGCAAAGCAGCUGAGAGGAACCUGGCAAUGUGCGACAUCAAGAAUGAGAGGUUGCUGCAGGAUGAGUUUAGCGGGAGGAGCAUGCCAACAGCAUGGAUCGAGAGAAGCUUGAGUGACACACAAACUGCGCAUGAUGCUUCAUAUGGUGUCAGUAACGAAAUGUCAUCACCAAAUGAAUCACUGUCCCGCCCCUCUGAUGUUUCUGUGUUUGAGCUUCAGACAAGUGGUAGAGCUUCUACAAGCCAGGAGAAAACGGAGGAAACUGCUGCUCAGAAAGACAAGCGGAUCAUUCAUCGCUCGAUGGAGGAAAUAGAACAGAAGUUCUUGGCCUUGACUUCGACAAAGUGUUUCAAAGACGCUGCAUUGGACCCAAUACAAGAUUACUUAGACACGCCUUUGAAUUGGCCGGAAGAGUUCAAGAGACUACAGCGGGAGAUAAUAGAGUUAUGGCACACGUGUAACGUCUCCAUGGCCCACAGAAGCUACUUCUUCCUAUUGUUCAGAGGGGAUCAGAAAGAUUGCUUGUACUUGGAGGUUGAACUCCGUAGACUCAAGUACAUCGCCCUAAAUAGCAACGCCACUGACGAUCUGAGCUUAAUGUCCAGCACGAGGGCGUUGACUAGAGAGAGGUUUAAGCUGAGCAAGCUGAUGCAGAGGAAACUAUCCCAGGAAGAGAGAGAGAACCUGUUCUUGAGAUGGGGCAUUGGGCUGAACACAAGGCACAGACGGGUCCAGCUGGCGCACAGACUCUGGUCUGAUUACAAAGACAUGGGUCAUGUCCGAGAGAGUGCCACCCUCGUUGGUAAGCUCCAUGGAUUCGCGGACAUGAACUUGACUUCCUCUGAGAUGUUUGGCAUCAACUUUGCUUUCAGACCACCUCGUCCCAAGAAAUCUAGUCUUUGGAAACGCAGCGUUUUGUCCCUCUCCUUCUUGUAACUUGUGAGUAGUAGUAAGUAAACCACAUGAUUAAAACGAAUGUUGGCAAAUGAAAUCACAAUCUUCUUUUAUUUGAUCAUGUUGAUAUAACUCGUCUCUACCGUUAGUGAAUUUGAAGGUAAUCACACGGUGGUUUUACACCAUAGUCUAGGGUGGUGGCAAGUUCCGUACCCAUUCAGUUUUCGAAUUUAAAGAUUUCAAU